CCUGUAAAUGUUUGUCAUUCCUAAACAUGGAUAUCUUGAACCAAUUCCCCGAGUACAGACACGCUGUGAGAAUAUGGAAAACAAUACCACCGAUAUUCCUCGUGCUAGGAACUCUGGGAAAUUUGUUGACUAUUGUGGUUUUAAUGAGAAGCAAAAGCCGACUGUCCUCUACAGCACUUUACCUUUCUGCCCUGGCUGUGUCAGAUUUACUAGUACUUUGGUUAGGACUUUUGCGUCAGUGGAUAAUAUACAUGUUUGAUAUUGACGUGCGCCACCUGUCAGAAGCCGGAUGUAAGAUUCACAUUUUUCUGGUCUAUUUCGCGACGCAAUGUUCAUCGUGGCUCCUCGUUGCUGUGACGUCAGAGAGGUUCAUUGGUGUCUGGUUGCCUCAUAAAGUAAAACAAGGAUGCACUCCACGUAUUGCUAUAGUAACGAUUUCAGUAAUUGUUGGCAGUUUGAUGUUACUUAACGCACACUGGUUUUAUGGGAUGGGCGUGAAGGUUAUUGUCUAUAACAAUGUGACAUAUGAGUUUAAAUGCAACUCUAUAUAUGAUCAUUAUUAUGACUUCCUUGGCUUCAAAUGGCCUUGGAUUGACCUUUGUUUCUUCAGUCUGGGACCUUUUACAAUCUUACUGUUUGGAAACGUUUCAAUCAUUGUACGUGUGCUCAUCAGCAAACAUAAAACACGUACACAAAUAGCACCUUCUAACGUAGGGGCGGCAAAUAAGAAAUCGGACAGGACAUCUCAGCUUACAGCCAUGUUGGUUGUAUUGAACGUCGUUUUUAUUAUUUGUACAAUACCAAUUUCUAUUUACUUAAUCGGCGAACCUAACUGGCUAAAGAAGUUGGAAACCUACCACGACUUGGCCGUCUUGAGAUUGUGGUGGUCAGUCGUGAAUACAUUUAUGUAUCUGAACAAUACUAUUAACUUUAUACUGUAUUUUCUCAGCGGAUCACGCUUUAGACAAGAAGUUAAAUCCUUAUUGUGUGGCGGGCGUGCGCGUUCCAUUUUCGGUGCCGUUACCACGACAAGGAUCGGACCCGGUUCGGCUGCGAUAAGGUCGAAGCAGAACACUGUGAACACAGUUCAUACUGAAUGCGAUCCAUCCUCAAACAUAUCAGUUGUCCCAAUGGCACAACAACCGUCCGCAGUUCACAAUCCACAACGAAUAGUGACAUUGGAGAGCAAUGCAUAA
Messenger RNA from Ruditapes philippinarum (Manila clam), 1196 nucleotides. RefSeq names its product neuromedin-U receptor 2-like. Gene Ontology annotation, cellular component: plasma membrane. The coding region runs from base 27 to 1196 and encodes 389 amino acids. The record is from RefSeq and is a predicted model, not a curated record. Gene Ontology annotation, molecular function: G protein-coupled receptor activity. Lineage: Eukaryota; Metazoa; Mollusca; Bivalvia; Venerida; Veneridae. Gene Ontology annotation, biological process: G protein-coupled receptor signaling pathway. The transcript has a single exon.